Athene cunicularia (burrowing owl) is the source of this 2178-nucleotide messenger RNA. RefSeq names its product CD6 molecule (gene CD6). The record is from RefSeq and is a predicted model, not a curated record. The coding region runs from base 1 to 2178 and encodes 725 amino acids. Gene Ontology annotation, cellular component: membrane. The transcript has 13 exons. NCBI's taxonomy places the organism in Eukaryota, Metazoa, Chordata, Aves, Strigiformes, Strigidae.
AUGGAGGUCCCAGAGUUUGGAGGAGCCUGGAGCCUCACUGUGUCACCGGUGAUGCUGCCCUACGACAUGGUGGCACACCAGGAGCUGCGAAUCAAGGUUCCUGCAAGAUCCGCAUUCCCGGGGGGGCUGAGACCCUCGACCACAAGCCGGGAGCAGAGAGCACACGAGCAGUCACCUCCAAACCAUGUCCCCAAGCCACUGAAAGAGGCGGCGGGACGACGGGACCCCGCGAUCCCCAACCGCCAUGGGGCUGCCCCACAGCCGCUGAGCAGGAUGGAGGGGCUCUGCCUGCUCUUGGCGGCUCUCUCCGCCACGGCGCCCGGACAAGCCCCCACAGAGCCAACAGGACUUUCUGGCAGCCCGGUGAGCCGCAUGGCUGGAAACACCUCGGUGGCAUCAGGUCCCAGUGCGCUGCGUCUGGCCGGUGGCCGGAGCCGGUGCGAGGGCCGGGUGGAGCUGGAGCAGGCGGGUGCAUGGGGGACGGUGUGUGACGACGACUGGGACCUGGCUGAUGGCGACGUUGUCUGCCGGCAACUGCGCUGCGGCUGGGCCAUCCGCAUUCACGGCAGUGCCACCUUUGGCCGGGGCAGUGGCCUCAUCCUCCGGGAUGAAGUGGGCUGCAAGGGGGACGAGGAGCAUCUCUGGGACUGCGUGGCCACGCAGGAGCACGACUGCAGCCAUAAGGAAGAUGCUGGUGUGGUGUGCUCAGAACACCAGGAGUGGCGGCUCACCGGGGGCCAGGAUGGUUGUGCCGGUCGGGUCGAGGUCUUUUUCCGUGGCACAUGGAGCACGGUGUGCGACAGCACGUGGUACGAGCUGGAGGCGAGAGUGCUGUGCCACACGCUGGGCUGCGGGCAGCCCCUCCGGCAGCUCUCCUUUGGCCACACACUGCCCGCCAGGAUGCUCUACCAGUGUGAUGGCCAGCAGCCAUCGCUGGCCCACUGCCAGUGGACCUACAACAAAUCGGCUCCCUGCCACCAGUCCCGGGCGGCCGGAGUGAUCUGCAACGGCUCCCAGGGCUUACAGACACCAACCCCGAUGGCCACGGUGACACUGAGCAACAUCUCUCUGCUGAGCACUGAGGCUGGCUCCCAGUCCGCCGGGGCACAGUCCCCACUGCACACACCCCUCUUUAUCCUCUGCCUGGUCCUGGCAGCGCUGCUCCUGCUCACCGUGCUGGCCUUCAUCGCCGCCCUGCUGAGGGUGAGGAAGAUGAGUGACCUUGCCAUGUCCUCCUUCCGGCUAGCCGAGCCGGUGCUGGUGACCCACAAUGCCCAGAGCCCCACUGUGCCCUCGGGGACCUCCAAUGACUACAGGGAGGUGCCCCCCAGCCUUCCCAAAGGACCAGGUGGGUCUGACCCACCAGCCACAGCCAAGGACCCCGACUCUGACUCUGACUACGAACACUACGAUUUCAGCAGCAAGCCACCCGUGGCCCUCUCCACCUUCUACAACUCACUGCGCCGGCACUCCAGGGAGCAGCUGCUCCCGCUGAUGCCCAGGCAGGAUGGACUGGAGCCGUUGCCUGGGGAGGUGCCGGCCAGGCUGGGCCCCCCAUCCCGCAGCAGGGCGAGCAGCUCCUCCACCUCCUCCUCCACCACUGAGCCCUACUGCAAUAACGUGUCCCCCCUGCCCGCCUGGGGCUGCCCGCCACCCCCCACCGACGGCACCCACCAGCACGAAGCACCCACCACCCGUGACUGCACCGCAUACCCUGGCAUGGCUCCCCCAGCAACGCCCCGUGUGCCCACACCAGUGCUGUCCCACCCUCGGGUACCCGUGUCUCCAGCAGAGCCCCAUCCCGCCGACAGCUCCAGCACCUCCUCGGGGGAGUGGUACGAGAACGUGCAGAGCUUGGAGCCACCUGGGGACCCAUCCCCACACCCCGGGCUGCCUGAUGGGCUCUGUCCCUUGCAGGCUGGCUGGCUCCGUCCUGCCCCUCGGGGGGACACAUGCAGGACCCCGACUCCUCUGAGGGCAGCGACUAUGAUGACAUCCAGGGCUCUGUCUACUGAAGCUGCCACAGGACGUGGCAGGGGGGACAAGGAUUCUCCGUCCCACUGCUCAUGUCUCCUCUGGGCUUCUCUGGCCGUCUUCUCCAUGCUGGGGCAGGGGCACCAGUGCCGGAGGUACCCAGGGGAUGCUCAGCACCUGUGCCAGGCCAUGUGCUGCAAUUAA